AUGAUAAGGAUGUAUUGGGUUAAACAGCUGUUAUCGUUGGUGUUUGUGGGGUUAGGACUAUUUAGUGUGGUUGAAUGUGGAGCAAAACGUGGAUAUGAGAUGGAUAUAGAAGAAGAUAGUUAUAGAUCUAACCCUUCCAACGGAAUGGAGUUUUAUUCUCUAGAGGCGAAGAAAGCCAAGCUUGAUGAUAAUAUUGAUAUAAGAAAAGACGGGGCGCCGGCUUCUUGGAUUAUUAAGGUGAUUAUUCUAACGAAAUACUUGGAUUUACAUCAGGGCGUUCGACUUGAGAAGAAUAUCAAGGCCCAGAUCAACAAAAUCAACCUAACGGGCAAUGCGCUCAUAAAUAUUCUUAUCGAAUGGCGAGAUUAUACCGAUAAACAUACUAAUCCGACCGCACUUGGCAAUCAAACCAAACAGUCAGAAGCGUAUAAUACUAUAGUAUUUAAUGAUGUCAAAACCCAAUCUAACGACACAUUUAUACUUCUGAUUAAUCCGCCACUGGGUAGGUUGCCAGAUACUGAUAUAGAAGACCGCUGGAUUGCCGACGACUUCCUUCUUAACAAGAUAACAUGCGGAGUUUUUGGUUGCUUUUCGGAGCUUCAUUGUUAUCUAACAACGGAUAGAUCGACAGACAUUAUGAUAGAUUGUGGACUCGUUUGUUUUGUACAUCCGGCUAGUGGUAUUAAGCGUGUAUACAUCAGUAUACUCUCAUUUGAAAACGCCCCGGCAUCUAUUCAUACAAGAAAAAGAAGGACUCUUGCGAAAGACGUGGCACAGCCUCUGGAUAAGCUGUCGUUGCACGUACCAAACAGCCACAUAGGUCAACUUGAUAUUCCCGAAGGGUUCCAUGUUAAAGAUUUAGAAAUCUGGGCAAUAAAUUGGGCCGAAGCACUAAGGAGGGACUUUGGCUACCAGACCUCUAGCAGACCUAUCUCAGCAACAAUGGGCCUUCAAAGUCUUAGAGUAGGGUGUAUGAUAAAUAAGUCGAAUAUUGAAAUCAAAGUUAUGAUAAAUACGGACAAUUUAGGCAAAGAGAGUUUUUCGGUGGAUGUGAGUUUGAUUCCGGGUAAAUAUGAACCACCACGUCUAAUCUUGAUUUUUCAGACAAUUAUCAAGGCAAUCAGGGCUAUUAGAACUACUAAUAUCGAAGACCACAUAAAACAUGUUUAUGUUAACCAUAUCGACCAAACCCAGGCCUUUCUUGCAUUACUAGAAGGCGAUUGA
This is a messenger RNA of Nematocida homosporus, 1224 nucleotides long. RefSeq lists its product as uncharacterized. Bases 1 to 1224 code for a protein of 407 amino acids. The transcript has a single exon. Lineage: Eukaryota; Fungi; Microsporidia. The record is from RefSeq and is a predicted model, not a curated record.